AUCCCCCACCAGGAAAACUGACCAACAGAAACAAGAUGGCAACAACCAACGAACACACCACCACCACCUUCUCCCAGGAUGACCGGCUGGAAAAACUGCCUCCACUCAACGAACAAUACGCGAUCGAUGAUCUGCUCACCGAACACUUCGGAUUCGCACCCAAGGUAUUCACUGGUCAUAUCUUCAACAUCAUCAACGAGGCAAUUUACGAUACGGUAUCAGAAGUAGAAAAGGCGGUGAUUGAAUCAUACUUCCCCGGUUCGGCCGAGAACGGGACAGAAGGCCUCCCAUCCUCUACAAGCACUGGAUACCCGAGCAAGGACGACAUCGCUAAAUCACUGAACCAACUCGAAACAUUGCUCUGUUCAUCGAUCGACAAUCAGUUCGACUUGCUCGAGAUCUGGCUCCAUCGAAACGUCUUCAACUUCCCUAACCUGCGCGAAGAGUUGAUGAAACACCUCAGAUUCAAACAUAUGAACUUGUGGGAUCAGUUUUAUCAAUUGGCUCAACCGACUACCUCCUCUGAUGCUCAAGCUUCUGCCGAUCAGAUCGUCUCUCCUGAUUGGGAAAAACUUAAACUCGAGGAAGAGGAACGGUGGGCUAAACUUGAGAAAUUCAAAUCGGAUUACAAUCAAUCAAAGGACGAUUAUCACUCUUUAUUAGCAGUUUCGAAUGUACUUGAUAGGAAGCUUGCCGGUUUGAAAGCAGUAUCGAGUCAACUGACCCAAAUCAGUUCAGAGGCGCGGACGAUAUACGAUCCGGAGACGAACAAGCCGGUCGACCUGAUUGGACAAUCGACGAUGAUAUUAGGGGACUAUCAGCGUCUGCUGAAGCUGGACAAAGUCCGAGAGACGCGAGAACGGGCGACAAACUUCGCGAAAUCUGCACCCCAGCACGCCAGCCAUCCGAUGACGGCCGAGGAGAUGAUCGAAGACGAACAGGACCCCUCCUGCUGCGCCGCAUCAGCCACCCCAUUCCAAACACACGCCCGGGCUAUCAACUUGCUCUCCAAAGCUAAGGUCGACGAUUUCUUGGCCGAGUUGGCCGACAAAGGCGCCCUCGAUGUCGACAGGGAUGAAGGCCUCGUCGAAGUCCAUAAUCAGCUCCUAGGCAAAGGAAAAACUCCCGCUGCUAAUACUCCCCUACAUCAGGAUCGAAUCUAGCAUAUCUGUUAAUCUAUUGUAAUGGACUCUACCAAUCCUCAAAACAUGUUUUUUGGUGAAUUCUAUUUGUAUCAAGAAACUGUUUAUUUUAUAGUAAUUAUGGUGAUCAUUGUAUACCAGAUUAGGGUAACUUUAGUGCUGUGGAAGUUGUAACAAUUGGAAGAUCAGUCAACUAAAAAACCUUGGUUUACUUUGUAAGGGAUUCAUUAAGUGAGGAAGAAAGUUGAAAAAAAAUAGAAAAGUACAAUUUGGGUAUUGAUCUUCUAACUUUAUGCAUUUUUUCAUUCGACCUCCCGGAUCAAAUCAUGACAGUUGUUCAUUGCACAGCUUAUUCGAACUUGAGCAAGCUUAGAACGCCUGAUUUCAUUGUAUGGAUAAAAAACAAAUGAAAUGAAAAGGCACUUUUUGUUUGGUUCAAGCUUG
Messenger RNA from Puccinia graminis f. sp. tritici CRL 75-36-700-3, 1586 nucleotides. RefSeq lists its product as uncharacterized. The transcript has 4 exons. NCBI's taxonomy places the organism in Eukaryota, Fungi, Basidiomycota, Pucciniomycetes, Pucciniales, Pucciniaceae. Gene Ontology annotation, cellular component: chromosome, centromeric region; nucleus. The record is from RefSeq and is a predicted model, not a curated record. The coding region runs from base 36 to 1163 and encodes 375 amino acids. Gene Ontology annotation, biological process: protein localization to kinetochore; mitotic cell cycle; mitotic sister chromatid segregation.